AUGGCAAGUCAAACCUCUGUCAAACAAACGUUCAAGGUGCCUGUUGGUCAUAUAGUGAUUUGUGGGAAAUGGCGAGGAUCUGAUCUGUCUGCUAUUCUCCAAGGAGGUGUGCAAGUUUUAUAUGAAGAUGGUCUAGGCUUGAUUGAUUUUUACCCAACUGGAAACUUGGGUGUGGUUUACCUACCAGAGGCCGAUCUUAUUACCUGUGGUACCUAUAAAAGGAAAUUAGCCAAACUUAGAAAGGCCAACAAAAUCUGUGUUCUAGUGAUGGCUGAGAGGACCUCGACCAGUCAACAGUACUACUCUCCACUACAGAACUUUUGUAUGCUGGAGCUUGGCUUCUCACUUCUUCCAGUUCCCAGUCAGAGAGAGGCUGCUAGUCUGCUUAUACAAAUGGUUCACAAUGAAGGGAAAUCUGCAGAACUAAACCCCUUCUGUAAGAAGAAAAAGAAUGUCCAUCUUGAUCCUGCGAUCCUUACUACCCUGCAGUGUGUUCCCAAGCUUGGAGAAGUCAAGGCUAAACUAUUACUUCAAACAUUUAAAAAUAUUCAGAAUAUUUCUGUGGCAUCUGUAGAGGAACUUGCGGCUGUCGUUGGAAAAGCAAGUGCUGCACAAGUGAAGACAUUUUUCUCUGAGGGUGUUACAUGA
This is a messenger RNA of Ylistrum balloti, 648 nucleotides long. Its product is annotated as Fanconi anemia core complex-associated protein 24-like. The coding region runs from base 1 to 648 and encodes 215 amino acids. Gene Ontology annotation, molecular function: chromatin binding. Gene Ontology annotation, cellular component: Fanconi anaemia nuclear complex. The transcript is spliced from 6 exons. Gene Ontology annotation, biological process: interstrand cross-link repair. Lineage: Eukaryota; Metazoa; Mollusca; Bivalvia; Pectinida; Pectinidae. The record is from RefSeq and is a predicted model, not a curated record.